AUGGAGAUUUUUGAUCUCACCGAGGGUGACUCCAAUGAGGAGCAAGAGGCAUCCGAGGCAGAAGAUGAGACCUCGGAGCUGACCAUCUUUGCAGUGACAGAGAUUGCCGAGACCUAUAAGGCAGUGAAUGACGAGGAGACCUUCUAUGACUGUGAUGAGGAGUUGAAGGAUGAGUUGAAGCCUCCAUCGAUGGAAGAGACAGACGCCCAAACCUCAGGAUGCAGAGCUGAUGGAGAGGCCAAGGCCAUGGUUGAACCUAUGAAGAUUUGCAUGAUCAAGAAUGUUGUGGCUUUGGAAGUUCCCUCCGUCAUCAUGACGAUUGACUCCGGGGCAGAUGUGUCAGUGGCUCCUGAACGGUUCUACAACCUUGGAGUUCCAGGUGCAGGCAAGCCCAUUGAAAUGAUCGAUGCACAAGGAGCCAAGAUCUGCAGCAAAGGCAACCGCCGUCUACGACUUCAAGCCCAAACUCGUGAUGGUGAAGUGGUUGAAUUCAUUGAACAAUUUGCAUUGGGAGUUGGUGUGACCCAUCCACUUUUGAGCUUUGGACGCCUUCUGAAGCAGGGAUGGGGACUUUCCAAAGAUGAUCAUGGUCUUUUCCUUGAACACCCAGAGAAGACCGUGAAGAUUCCUGCAAGGUUGGAACGAAAUUCGCUUGUUAUGGAUGUGAAGAUUUGUGCAGUUCGAGCUGAAGGAGAUGAACCAGAGGAACUGCAAGUCAAUGCAGUGAGUGGAGGACGAGAAGAAGCAGUUGAGAGUGGUGGUGAUACAAGACCACUAGAGCAUCCAUCCACGGCAGCAACAAUUGAAAGUGCCACAGCAGCUUGUGAGAAAGGUGACAAGGAAGAUGAUGAUGUGACAAUGGAGCUGAUGCAUCAAGUGUCGAAUGAAGGUGAUCCUGGUCAAGAUGAAAGUCGGUCACCAGGUUACACCACAGAGGAGUCCGGCGACAUCAUGGUGAAAGGCAGCAGCAGUGAAGACGGUAAGGUGAAGGAGAAGUUGGCCCGUUGGGAGCGCUGGAACUUCAAGUUCAAGGAGGUGAAGAAAGAACCAGUCGAGCUGUCAAGCCCUGAAGAGCAA
Messenger RNA from Durusdinium trenchii, 1077 nucleotides. Lineage: Eukaryota; Dinophyceae; Suessiales; Symbiodiniaceae. The record is from the annotation of a GenBank genome assembly.